AUGGAGUUUGCGCCCAAAGCCGAUACUACCUGGGUUUGCUUUUCCGACGGGAGGGACCUUUGGCAUCCCUGCCGCACUGCGCUGCUCCGGAACUUCCUGCGCCAGCUGGGGGGUCCAGAGCGUUGCCUCGCCGCUGGCGCGCCAGUGAUGGCCUACGCCCUCAGCGAUGCUGCCAGCACCAUCACCGACCCUGUAGAGGUGAACAAGGCGCUGCAGCACGGAAGGAGCCGCGAAGUCGGCGUCACCUACGAGUUGCAAGAUCUCGCUCAGUGCUGUCUCCGGCGACUGCUGCUGGCGUCGUUCCUGGACCGCGGGGCCGAGAAGCCCAGGGAGGACGACAGAUUCUCCGCCCAGCUCUUGCAGUUCGUGGUGCGCGACGGCGCGGAGAGGCUCCUGCAGGUCUCCCCAGAGCAGCUGCGCGAAGGAGGAAAGUCGGUGCCCCUGUGGAUGUACUUCCGGCGUGGACGCGAGCCGUCGUGA
This is a messenger RNA of Prorocentrum cordatum, 480 nucleotides long. NCBI's taxonomy places the organism in Eukaryota, Dinophyceae, Prorocentrales, Prorocentraceae. The record is from the annotation of a GenBank genome assembly.